CUCACGGUCUGAGCAGACGUGAGGGUUAUAGUGUUGUUAUUGUAGCCAGAGUAGGUUUUAUUUAGGGUUUUUUUUGUGUCAUUGACCCGCAUUAGUGUGAAUGCCCUACUGUUCUGUGACAAUUAUCUGAGGAGGAUUUUAACGGUUCCGGUGCUGUGAUGGAUCCGCGAGUGGCAGAGUUUUUCGGUACCGGUUCCGGAUUGAUGGCGGGCCCGCAGGGGCUAAAUUCGGGUUCGGGCAAUGGUUUGAGUUUGAUGUCAAUAAAAUCCUACGCGAAAAACAACAAAAAAGUAAAAAACCGAGCAACCAGGAAUACGAAACCCAGUAACAACCCACCUUAUUUACCUCCUGAGGCUGAAGAAGGAAAUAUAGAAUACAAGUUGAAGCUGGUGAACCCUACACAGUACCGCUUCGAGCACCUGGUGACGCAGAUGAAGUGGCGGCUGCAGGAGGGCCGCGGGGAGGCGGUGUACCAGAUCGGGGUGGAGGACAACGGCCUGCUGGUGGGCCUGUCUGAGGAGGACAUGAGAGCCUCGCUGAAGACACUCCGCCGGAUGGCUGAGAAGGUUGGAGCUGACAUCACAGUCAUCAGAGAGAGAGAGGUAGACUAUGACUUGGACAUCCCAAGAAAAAUUUCAGAGGUUUUAGUGAGGAAAGUUCCAGAUGACCAGCAGUUCCUGGACCUGCGGGUGGCAGUGCUGGGGAACGUGGACUCGGGCAAGUCCACCCUGCUGGGCGUGCUGACGCAGGGAGAGCUGGAUAACGGGCGGGGGCGGGCGCGCCUCAACCUCUUUAGACACCUGCACGAGAUCCAGUCUGGCAGGACUUCCAGCAUCAGCUUUGAGAUCAUGGGCUUCAACAGCAAAGGGGAGGUGGUAAACUACAGCGAGUCACGGACAGCAGAGGAGAUCUGCGAGAGUGCGUCCAAGAUGAUCACCUUCAUCGACCUGGCUGGGCACCACAAGUACUUGAAAACAACUAUCUUCGGCCUGACCAGCUACUGCCCUGACUUUGCCAUGCUGGUAGUUAGUGCUAACACAGGCAUAGCUGGCACGACGCGAGAGCACCUGGGCCUGGCCAUGGCUCUGAAGGUGCCCAUCUUCAUAGUGGUCAGCAAGGUGGACCUGUGCACCAAGAGCACCAUCGAGCGCACGGUCAAGCAGCUGGAGAGGAUCUUGAAGCAGCCCGGCUGUAACAAGGUCCCCAUGCUGGUGGCCACUGCGGACGAUGCCGUCACUGCCGCCCAGCAGUUUGCACUGUCCCCCAGUAUCACACCGAUUUUCACACUGUCAAGUGUCUCGGGUGAAAACCUGCAUCUGCUGAAGGUUUUCUUCAAUAUCAUCCCGCCGCUGAGCAACAGCAAGGAGCAGGAGGAGCUGAUGCAGCAGCUGACAGAGUUCCAGGUUGAUGAAAUCUACACAGUACCAGAAGUAGGGACAGUUGUUGGGGGAACUCUCUACAGUGGUAUCUGCCGGGAGGGCGAGGGGCUGGUGGUGGGUCCCACUGAUGACGGGAACUUCCUGGAGCUGAAGGUGUGCAGCAUCCAGAGGAACCGCUCCGCCUGCAGGGUCCUCCGGGCCGGCCAGGCAGCUACGCUGGCACUGGGCAAUUUCGACAGGUCCCUGCUGCGCAAGGGCAUGGUGAUGGUGAGUCCUGAGAUGAACCCCACGAUAUGCUGGAUGUUUGAAGCGGAGAUCGUGCUGCUGUUCCACGCCAAGACUGUCAGAAAGGGCUUCCAGGUCACUGUCCAUGUAGGCAACGUCCGACAGACUGCCAUUGUGGAGUGCUUACAUGGAAAGGAUGAGCUGCGGACAGGGGAGAAGGCUGUAGUGUGUUUCAAGUUCAUAAAGCACCCGGAGUACUUGAAAAUCGGAGCCAAAUUACUCUUCCGAGAGGGAGUAACGAAAGGGAUCGGACACGUCGCCAGCCUGCACCCUCUCUUCAUGAACCAAUACAACUAGGAAGUGUGCAGAGAAGAGAGAGAAUUGAAAAAGGGACGGACAAGCUCCACCGGACCUCAGCUAUACCGCAGCCCUGAGCAGGGAGCCCUGCUAACGUUUAAACAGCAGCUACACAGUGGAGGUGAAGGACGAUUCUUAUUUUGCACAGCCCUGUAUUUUAGCCUUACGAGUGUCACACCAAUGCAGCCCUUCCAUUAACUUGCUCAUUGUUCAACACGGGGUGCUUUAAUAAUGCCAGUUUUCAAAUGUUUUUAAUCCUUUUUUUUGUAGAACUUUGUACUUUGGGUUUAGCCUAUUCAUUUGAGUUAGGGUUGUGCGUUAAAACUGUUUUUAUGUUUUGUAUGGACUUUAAACCUGUCCCAUUCUCUUUUGAGCUUUUGACUUUUUUAAAAUGUUAUUUCUACUGAGAUUUUUGUCAAGCAGUCUACAAAGAAAAGUGUCAAGGUGCUACAACAAGCAUCUCCACCAGAGAUCCAGAGCAAUGCAGAACCAGCAACGCUGAAUACCUGUGACUCUGGUAACAGCCCUGAGCUAGCUCACAACCUCCUGUCAAUGCACAUUGAAAUAAGGGUUUAACUGCAAAAAACAAGCAAACGUAUUAACAGUGUAACUGAUAAGAAAAAGAAACACUAUCAAUUUUCAUGUUACUGUAUAUACACUGUGGCAAUGGAAAUCGGUAUUAUUGGAAACUAUUAUCUGAAAUGUUGGCAUUUUGAUUUUGAAGCAAUUUAGGAAGAUUAACCCAGUUUCUUGCAGCAUCCAAUCAGGAAGGAAAGAAGUCAGACGUGCUAAACAGAUAGUGAGACGUUUAUGUUUAUGGAAACCUCUGAAAAAUGCAAUGUCCAAAGUACACUUGCACAAAAACCCCCCACAACAACAA
Molecule: messenger RNA, 2841 nt
Organism: Polyodon spathula (Mississippi paddlefish)
Lineage: Eukaryota; Metazoa; Chordata; Actinopteri; Acipenseriformes; Polyodontidae
Product: GTP-binding protein 2-like
Exons: 12
Coding region: 159-1961 (600 amino acids)
Biological process (GO): translational elongation
Molecular function (GO): GTPase activity; translation elongation factor activity; GTP binding
Source: RefSeq, a predicted model, not a curated record